This is a messenger RNA of Carassius auratus (goldfish), 2739 nucleotides long. RefSeq names its product lysophosphatidylcholine acyltransferase 3 (gene lpcat3). The record is from RefSeq and is a predicted model, not a curated record. Gene Ontology annotation, biological process: lipid modification; phosphatidylcholine biosynthetic process. Gene Ontology annotation, molecular function: 1-acylglycerophosphocholine O-acyltransferase activity; lysophospholipid acyltransferase activity. Gene Ontology annotation, cellular component: membrane. Bases 83 to 1480 code for a protein of 465 amino acids. Lineage: Eukaryota; Metazoa; Chordata; Actinopteri; Cypriniformes; Cyprinidae. The transcript is spliced from 13 exons.
GCAGUUAAAGGGCGCGUGGAGAUCUUACGAGCUCCACACACUCACUGAAGCCCAAUCGCAGCUACUUCCGCCAACACUAAAGAUGGCGGCUCCCUUCAUGGAGAAAUUAGCCGAAUAUUUACGUUCACCCGAACCGGCGGUUCGAUUGAUUCUGUCAAUCUUAUUAGGUUAUCCCUUUGCACUGGUGUACCGGUGGUUUUUCUUUCAUCAGUCUGCAACAGUUGUUCAUCUCUUCCACACAUUCUCCGGGUUGGCACUGGCCACGUUUAAUUUUGGGUCUCAGGUCUAUCACUCCUUCUUAUGCAUAGUCAUUCAGUUCUUGUUGCUGAGGCUGAUGGGAAGGACAGUCACAUGCGUUUUGAGUAGCUUUAUCUUUCAGAUGAUAUAUCUGUUGAUGGGUUAUUACUUCACAGCUACAGAGGAGUAUGAUAUUAAAUGGACCAUGCCUCACUGUGUCCUCACGCUCAAACUCAUCGGUUUAGCACUCGAUUAUUAUGAUGGUGGAAAAGAACAAUCUCAGCUGAGUGCAGACCAGAAGAAGUCAGCUCUCAAUUCUACACCGUCUUUGUUGGAGGUUUUUGGUUUCUCAUACUUCUAUGGAGGCUUCCUGGUAGGGCCUCAGUUUACACUGCAAAACUACCAUCAUCUGGUGUCUCGAGAGAUGUCUGAUGUUCCUGGACAACUACCCAAUAGUGUGGUUCCAGCAAUGAAGCGAUUCGGUUUAGGUCUGGUCACCCUAUCAGUCUUUGCGAUAGGUGGGCCACACUACUCCGAUAGCUACUACUUAACAGAUGAGUUUGAGGCACAUCCAUUCUGGUACAAGUGUGUGUACAUGCUACUGUGGAUGAAAAUAAACCUGUAUAAGUACAUCAGCUGCUGGCUAAUCACGGAAGGUGUCUGUAUACUCUCUGGGCUGGGCUAUAAUGGGAAGAACGAAAAAGGGGAGCACCAAUGGGAUGCCUGUGCAAAUGUGAGGCUGUGGCUAUUUGAGACCACCCCGCUAUUCACAGGAACCAUCAAUUCCUUCAACAUCAACACAAAUGCUUGGGUUGCCAGGCACGUGUUUAAGAGGCUGAGGUUUUUGGGUAACAAGUUGUUAUCUCAAAUGUUCACAUUGUUAUUCCUGGCGAUCUGGCACGGCUUGCACUCAGGGUACCUCAUCUGCUUCUCCUUGGAGUUCAUCAUUGUCAAUGUGGAGAGAAAGGCUGAGUCACUGGUGCGGGACAGUCCUUUGCUGACAUCUAUUGCUCAGAGUCAUCUGUAUCCAGUUGUAUAUGUAGUACAGCAGUUAAUUCACUGGCUCUUUAUGGGAUACCCUCUGGUGCCAUUCAGCCUCUUCACUUACGACAAGUGGCUCAAGGUGUACUCCUCUAUAUAUUUCUGUGGUCACAUCUUUUUCUUCAUUGCCUUUCUCGUCCUGCCAUACCUCCGCAAGGUGUUCGUGCCUCGAAAAAGAGGCAGUGAGAAAAAGGAGGAUUAAUUAAAAUGGUUUGACUGAAGUGAACUGUGACUUUUAAAGAGCGCCUGAAGAGGACACAUUUUAAGGCCUUUAGUAAUAUAUUUCUAUUUACACUGAAGUGUGUGUACAAAUGUUAGUCCGUUGAAAGUUUUUUGCGUUCUUUGGGGGUACUGUAAUGAAAGAGGUUAAAAGCUGCAGAUAUACAAGCAUUUUUGAGGUUCAAUAUUUGUGAAUGUUUGGUGGAUAACAAUAUUUAUAUUGUGUCUGCUCAUACCAUUGCACUCGAUUCUUCAAAUGAUCUCAUUUCCUGUUUCCUGUCUAAUCAGAGAACUGGCUUUGGCUGUGGCUGAGGCCACGUGUGCACUUUUAGAAGGGAAGCAGAGGACGCAUUUGAAAGAUGGGAACAAAUUAGAUGUUUUAUUUUCCUUUGCUAGGAAUAUUUCAACCUCAUUUACCCUAAAAAGACAAUGAAAUGAAAAAAAAUGCAGAGACUGAGCAUCGCCUGGCAUUACAAAUGAAUGUUUUUCAUUUUUAUAACCAUUUUUUCUUGUGACCAGACAACUUUGAUGGCGACUCUUCUUUUUUUAAGAAUGGGUUUUAUGAUAACUACAUUUUGUAUAGCUUUUUGAAACUUUCAUAAACGGAUCAUCAUUCUGUCAUCUCAUCCUCUCACUCCAUUUAACCCUUUCUGUCCAUCCAUCUGACCUUUUCUCAUUCACUCAAUUUUUCUCCAACAAUUUUUUUUUUGUCCAGUGUAUGAGCACAAGCUACUAGCUAGAAUCAUGAAUAUGGUGGUAAAUCUGUGUCAGUAUUAUUAAGAGCAGAGUAUUUAAAUUAUAAGUAUUUCAGUAAAUUGUGCAAACAGAUGGCACUAUAAGAAAUUGCUGUGUUGAAUCCUUAAAAAGUGUUGGUGCAUAUUUCUCAUCACACAUCAGGAUCUGCUCUCAAUAAUUCCUGUGCAUAUUUGCCUUCGUAUCGGUUUUGUAUAACUUGACAUAUUGAAGAUCCUUGGCACAAAUGUAUAUGACUCUUCAGUGAGGGCUAAAACCUGCACCUUGAUUCAAUUCAAGGAAGCAGAGGCUCACUGUAGCAUCAAAGUUGUUUUAUAAUAUUUAUACAUGUGGUUGCAAAUUUUAUGGAUGUAAAAAUUGUUUUUGGGAAACAACUACUGCCUUACUGCUACCAAAUGUACAAAAAGAGUGUGAGAGAAAGAGAGAGAGAAACAACUACUUUUAAACAAAACCGUUUUUGUAAUACUCAUUAAAAAUGCUGGAUUUGAA